Priapulus caudatus is the source of this 2044-nucleotide messenger RNA. RefSeq names its product vacuolar fusion protein MON1 homolog A-like. Lineage: Eukaryota; Metazoa; Priapulida; Priapulimorpha; Priapulimorphida; Priapulidae. The record is from RefSeq and is a predicted model, not a curated record. The coding region runs from base 1 to 1338 and encodes 445 amino acids. Gene Ontology annotation, biological process: vesicle-mediated transport; protein targeting to vacuole. The transcript is spliced from 8 exons.
AUGGCAGCCUCCAGUAGUUCAUCAAUUUCUAGCUGUUCUCAUUCAAAACAACCCCCAGAAAAUGAUGACAUCUCUCGCCUCGCCCCAGGAAUAAGCAAGGACAGCGUAUUGCUGGCGACGAAUUCGUUCGCCGAUAUUUGCGAAUGCUUCAACGAGCAAUGCGAACAGUUUCAUAGAGUCAAACAUCACAGCGGUUCCAUUUCAGAACUUGGCCAUUCGCUCUCGCGCGAAGGCUCGCAGCCGAUCGACGGAGAGGAGGCCACGGAAGAUACAGACCUGGAACAAGAUGCAUGUUUUGUAAUAGAGGAAAAUAAUACAGAGAAUCAUGAUGACGAUUUCCAGUCGGCAAGUGAAGACCCAUCUGAUGCAAUGUCACGCUCCAUCGAAAAGUUACGAUUAGUAGAAGAGGAACAAGAGGACAUCAUAAACAAUGAAGAAUGGCAGUCGAAAAGGAAGCAUGUUUUUAUUUUGAGCGAAGCUGGCAAGCCAAUAUAUUCGAGGUACGGGAGCGAGGACCAGCUCGUGACGAUGAUGGGUGUGAUGCAGGCGCUCGUCGCGUGCGUGCAGGACGCGCGCGACAGCAUCCGCUGCAUCGUAGCCGGCGCGCGCCGCUGGGAUCUUGUGUUUGCGAUCAUCAUCGCGGACAAGCAGCUCGUGACGAUGGUGCGCAUGCGUAAGUACUCGCUGCACCCUGUAGACCUGCACCUCAUCCUCAACCUAGUCAGCUCGUCAACGACAUCGUUCCAGACCGGAGAGACGUGGUCGCCCAUCUGCCUGCCAAAGUUCGACUCGAGUGGUUACCUGUAUGCUCACAUCUCCUACCUGGAUGACAAGUGCAAUACCUGCAUGCUGUUGCUCACCGUGAAUCGUGAUGAGUUCUUCACACUGUCAGAGUGCAAGAAGAAAGUACUAGAGAGGCUGCAGCGGUAUCGCUGCUUGGAGGCGAUUGACGUGGCGAUAGCGGAGGGAGGCUGCCGCGUGUCACAGAUAGGCAUCGCGGACCUUAGACACUUCAUCUACAAGUCACGCAGCACUUCACAGUUCGUCUGCGCUAAGUACGAGGCGCCGUACACGAUCGACGCGCAGUGGGAGCGGCUGUUCUCGGUGUACCAGCGCGUGCACCACCGCAUACACACGACGUCGCGGCCGCUGAAGAUACUGUUCUACGUUGGCGUGCAUGAGACUAUCCUCGGCUGGGUGACCUCAGGUUUUGAACUCUACGCGACCUUUAGCCCCCUGGUGACGAAGCCAGUAGCGAUAGCAGCGGUCGAGAAGUUACUACGGUGGAUCAAGCGAGAAGAGGAUAGGCUCUUCAUACUGAAGUCUCUUACGUUUUGAGUCUUUCCCGGCUAGCAUUAGUGUAUCCGAGAAUUAACUGCUAUCGUCUCUAUAUAACACUGGUUCUCUUUCUCUGUCUUUCUCUCUGUCUCUGUCAAUCUAACUUUAAUAUGCCUCUCUUCUCUUUCAGUUACUUCUUACUAUCGUUUUGUCUCUCUGCCUACUUCUCUCCUGUUCUUCCUUUCUCUCUUUCUCUUCUUCUGUCCAGGUUCCCUCUCUUUCCCUCCCAUCUCUCUUCAUCUCUGUCAUUCUUUCGUUCACCCCUCUUCCUGUUCACUCCCUAUAAUGAUAGGAAAAGUUUGCUAUCAUUAUAAACUUUUCCUAUUCCUCCAUGAUGUUCUUUUUGCUUGGGUUGGUGCUUCAUAUUGAAGUAUAUCAUAAUGUGUUAAGUUUAAGAAACUGCAUUUAUGCAUAGAUGCAUCAUAUCCAGAAAUGGCAAACCCUGUAUUUUUGCUCAUCUGCUAGAGGCGACUUCCAUUAGCCUCUUCCACCCCAACCUCCUAACAAAUCCCACCCAUAAGAAGUUUUAGCCACCUACUGUACUGCAUCGGCUGUACUGUACUGUGCAUAAGCAACAGUUUUGUUCUGUGGCGCCAUCUAUGGGAUGCCUUUACUACUCUUAGCACCGCUACUCGAGUGAUUGAUCGGUGUCACUUCCCCCCGGGCGUAGAGGGAGGGUGCCACUACGUGGCAGCACUAGUGUUAG